Perognathus longimembris pacificus (Pacific pocket mouse) is the source of this 4727-nucleotide messenger RNA. Its product is annotated as integrin alpha-X-like. Lineage: Eukaryota; Metazoa; Chordata; Mammalia; Rodentia; Heteromyidae. Gene Ontology annotation, cellular component: integrin complex; external side of plasma membrane. Gene Ontology annotation, biological process: cell-matrix adhesion; cell-cell adhesion; integrin-mediated signaling pathway. The record is from RefSeq and is a predicted model, not a curated record. Gene Ontology annotation, molecular function: integrin binding. Bases 1 to 3819 code for a protein of 1272 amino acids. The transcript has 32 exons.
AUGACCAUGACUGCUCAGAAUGGAAAAGCAGGCAAGGACAGUGAGGAAGAGGAGGAAGAGAAAAAGGUAGCAUUGUCAGUUUCCAAGCCAGGUUCAGGAAAGAAGCAGAAGCAGAAUGAGACAACUAAGGAUGCAGAGACUCCUCAAGCCAAGAAGCCUAAGCUCCAGACUCCCAACACAUUUCCAAAAAGGAAGAAAGGAGAAAAAAGGGCAUCUUCGCCAUUCCGACGGGUGCGGGAGGAGGAAAUUGAGGUGGAUUCACAAGUGGCAGACAACUCAUUUGAUGCCAAAACAAAACCAAGGUGUCAUAUGAGUGGGGACUUCCAGGAGUCAAGGUUUGCUUUCUCCUCUUGGGCCAACCCCUCCAUCCAAGGUUUUGCUGUUUCUCUGGGCUUCAACCUGGAGGUAGAAAAUCCGAUGAGCUUUCAAAUGGGAAGUGCCGGGUUUGGAUACAGUGUGGUCCAAUAUGACAGUUCCUGGGUGGUGGUUGGAGCCCCCCAUGAGAUGAAGGCUGCCAACCAAAGAGGCGGCCUCUACAACUGUAGCUAUGCCACAGGGCAGUGUCAGCCCAUCCAGCUGCAGGUGCCCCCUGAGGCUGUGAACAUGUCCUUAGGCCUGUCCCUGGCAGCUGCCUCCAAUGCCUCCCAGCUUCUGGCCUGUGGCCCCACGUUACAGAAGGAAUGCAGAGAGAAUAUCCAUUUGAACGGGUUAUGCUUCCUGCUGGCCCCAUCUUUCCAGCAGAAAGAAAGGCUCCCAAUGUUCCAGCGGGAGUGCCCCAAGCAGGAACAGGAUAUUGUAUUCCUCAUCGAUGGCUCAGGAAGCAUCCAGCCUAAUGACUUCACCAAAAUGCUAAACUUCGUGAAGUCUGUGAUGAGCCAGUUUCAGGGAUCUGGUGCUCAGUUCUCCCUGGUGCAGUUCUCCUACAGCGUCCAGGUACACUUUACGUUCAGUGCCUACGCGGAAAGUUCAGACCCCCAGAGCCUGCUGAACAAUAUAUAUCAGGAAAAAUCGAACACCAGAACUGCCACAGCAAUUGAUACAGUCAGAAAGGACGUGUUCACUGCUGAGAAAGGAGCCCGCAAAGAUGCCACCAAGAUCCUCAUCGUUAUUACUGAUGGCUGGAAAUUUGGCGACAACAAGGAGUAUUCCGAAGUGAUACCUCUGGUCGAGGCUGCAGGCAUCAUCCGCUAUGCCAUCGGGGUUGGAGAUGCUUUUCGUGCAACAACAUCUAGGGAUGAACUAAAUAUCAUCGCCUCAAGUCCUCCCCAGGACUACGUAUUUAAUGUGGAGAACUUUGAUGCACUGAAGCAGAUUCAAAAACAGCUGAAAGACAAGAUCUUUGCCAUCGAGGGUACAGGGACCGGGAGCAGUAGUUCCUUCGAACUGGAGAUGUCCCAGGAAGGCUUCAGUGCGGCCUUCACCCCUGAUGGACCAGUUUUGGGGGCCGUGGGUAGCUUCGACUGGUCCGGAGGUGCCUUCCUGCACUCCCCCAUUAGGGGUGCCACUUUCAUCAACAUGUCUAAGGAGAAUGUGGACAUGAGGGAUGCCUACCUAGGUUACUCCACCCAGGUGGCCCUGUGGAAGGGGGCGCGGAGCCUGGUCAUGGGGGCCCCUCGUUACCAGCACACGGGGAAGGUUGUCAUGUUCACCCAGGAAUCGGGGCAAUGGCAGCCAAAUGCUGAAGUCACAGGGACCCAGAUUGGCUCCUACUUUGGGGCCUCCCUGUGCUCUGUGGAUGUCAAUGGAGAUGGCAACACUGACCUGAUCCUCAUUGGGGCCCCCCAUUACUAUGAGCAGACCCGAGGGGGCCAGGUGUCUGUGUGCCCCAUGCCCAGGGGGAGGGCUCCGUGGCGGUGUGGGUCUGUUCUCCAUGGGGAACAGGGCCAUUUCUUGGGCCGCUUUGGGGCGGCCAUGACCGUGCUUGGGGACGUGAACUGGGACAUGCUGACAGACGUGGCCGUUGGGGCUCCAGGAGAGCAGGAGAACCGCGGUGCUGUUUACAUCUUUCAUGGCACCCCAGGCCUGGGCUUGGGCCCUGCACACACCCAGAGGAUUGCAGCCUCCCAGCUCUCCUCCAGCCUCCAGUAUUUUGGGCAGUCGCUGAGCGGGGGUCAGGACCUCACCCAGGAUGGACUGGUGGACCUGGCCGUGGGGUCCCGGGGCCAUGUGCUGCUGCUCAGGACCAGACCCAUCCUCCGGGUGUCUGCAAACAUCCGCUUCUCACCUGCAGAGAUCUCCAGGACUGUGUUCCAGUGUCAGAACCACCAAGCCACCGUCCAGACACUGGGCCGUGCCGAUGUCUGCCUUCAUGUUACUGAAAGUUCUAAGCAGCAGCUAGGCAACCUUCAGAGCUCCAUGACCUUUGACCUGGCCCUGGACCCUGGCCGUCCAAUUCCCCGUGCCAUCUUCAAGGACACAAAGACACGGAUUCUGACCUGGAAUGAAGUCCUUGGACUGAGCUCGCAUUGCAAACAAGUGGAAUUACUCCUCCCGGACUGUGUGGAGGAGGCGGUGACCCCCAUCACCUUGCGCCUCAACUUCUCUCUAGUGGGCCUGCCCCUGUCUUCCUUCAAAAAUCUCACUCCUAUGUUGGAUAAGAACAUGAAGACCUACUACACGGCUUCUCUCCCCUUUGAGAAGAACUGUGGAGCUGACCACAUCUGCCAGGAUGACCUUGGUGUCACCUUCGACUUCUCAGGCCUGCAGACUGUGGUGGUGGGAAGCACCCUAGACCUAAAUGUGAACGUGACAGUGUCCAACGAUGGCGAGGAUUCCUACGGGACCACGGUCACCUUCAUCUACCCAGCAGGGCUGUCCUAUCGGCGAGUGACUGGCAGCCAGGUGCUUCCCCCUUGGGAAAGGAUGAAGCCAAGCUCGCUGUAUCAGCGCCCACUCACCCUGACCUGUGGCAGCGCCCAGACCCAGGAUCUGAACAUCAGGAGGACCAGCUGCCACAUCGGCCAUGUCAUCUUCUACGGUGGCACACAGAUUUUCUUCUUGGCUACUUUUGAUGUCUCCCCCAAAGCCAUGUUGGGAGACAAGCUACUCAUGACAGCCAAUGUGACCAGUGAGAACAACUCACCCAGGACCAGCAAGAGCACCUUGCAGCAGGAGCUGCCGGUGAAGUACGCGGUCUAUGCUGUGGUCAGCAGCUUGGAGGAUUCCACCAAAUACCUCAACUUCUCAGCCACAGAGCACGAGCUGAGCGGCAUGGUGAAGCACGGAUACCAGGCACAUAACCUGGGACAGAGGGAUCUGCCCGUGAGCAUCCACUUCUGGGUACCUGUAGAAGUAGGCGGGACAGCUGUGUGGACGGAAGUGAAGCUACACCCCCAGAACCCAUCUAUCCAGUGCUCUUCAGAGAGAAUAGUUCCCAAGCAGUCUGACUUCCGGGCUCGUAUGAAGGAAGAUCCCGUGCUGAACUGCUCCAUCGCAGACUGCCUGAGGUUCCGCUGUGACAUCCCCUCCUUCGGCAUCCAGGAGCAGCUGGACUUCCUCCUGCAGGGCAACCUCAGCUUCGGCUGGGUCAGCAAGACAUUGCAGAAGAAGGUGUUGGUCACAACGGUGGCUGAGAUCACGUUCGACACAGCUGUGUAUUCCCAGCUGCCAGGCCAGGAGGCGUUUCUGAGGGCCCAGGUGAAGACAGUGCUGGAGAAUUACGAGGUGCCCAACCCUAUUCCCCUCAUCGUGGGCAGUUCCGUGGGUGGGCUGCUGCUGCUGGCCCUCAUCACAGCUGCCCUGUACAAGCUCGGCUUCUUCAAGCGGCAGUACAAGGACGUGAUGGGUGAAGAUGCUGUCCAAGAGACACCACCCCAGUAACAAGCCUUCCAUGGAGUGGCCUUUCCAACAGCAAGCUAGGCUGUGGUCAGAUGAGCAUGUCAGUCUCCCAGGCUGCUAGACAGACAUGUUCUAGAGGAGACUGGGUGUUGAGAAGGAACCUUCUUCAGCUCUCUAUCCUGGAGACUGUGUGUGAGUGUGUGUGUGUGUGUGUGUGUGUGUCUGUGACUCACAAGUCUCUUGCCUGUGGGUUGUGUGGCCAGCACAGCCUGUUCUCUUGGGCAGAAGGAACUUGCUUGGCUUCCUUGUGUGUGGGUGAAGAUCCUGCUGGUCUGUGUCUGAGGGCAGAUCAGAGGGAAGUGAGCCUGUGCUGUCUACACAGAAGGAAGUGGAACUGGUGUGUGGGCCAAUCUGCAGAAAUGCAGGGGCCCAUGGGGCCAGCCCUGUGGGGACCCAAGUGGCUAGAAGCAAGAACCCAGGAGCUGACCAGCCUCUGACUUAUCCCAGAGUCUGUGGGCCCACAAAAGACAUCUAGUGAAGAAUGAGACAUCUCCUUUUGACCUGUGCAUCAGUCACCUUGGUGAUACCUUUAUCCUUCCAAAAUCUGCUCAUUGUUUAGAAAUCAAAAGACAUCCAGCCGCUGUGGCAAGCAUUCUCCCUUCCUAGCUCUUCUAGUCUUCUUCGGACAGUAAGGGCGGUGUAGACUUGAUUCUCCUUCAGAAAAGCUUAAGGCUCUGUGCAAAUGGAUACACCUGUACACACAUACACAUGAGCUGUUUUACACGCAUGCUAGUAACUUUACCCUGUGCUGUAUGUAGCUUGCAUUUUUUUUGGUUCUUAAUCUGGCUCAGAUCAUUUCACAUCAAGACAGACUUUCUCAUUCCUGCAUAUGACUGCAUAGUAUUCCAUUGUGAGUGUAUAACAUGCUACAAAUAAUCAGUCUCCUUUGG